Messenger RNA from Pocillopora meandrina, 438 nucleotides. The record is from the annotation of a GenBank genome assembly. NCBI's taxonomy places the organism in Eukaryota, Metazoa, Cnidaria, Anthozoa, Scleractinia, Pocilloporidae.
AUGGCCUUAGUUGGAAACAUUUUGGUGAUCUAUAUUCUGUACAAGAGGCCAGAAACAAGAAUAUUAACAAGCUUCAUGUGCGUCAACCUCGCUGUGGCCGACUUGCUCGUAACAGCUGUUGUCAUGCCUCAUUCGAUGGAACAAAUCAUUUUUGACAAUCUGUGGAUCGAUGUUGUUUUCUUCGUGGCGGUCACAGCUUCCGUCUUCUCUCUAACAGCCGUGGCUUUUGACUUCUUCUUCGGGAUUGUCCUUCCAAUGCAAAAGUUCCCUCGCCUUGGGAACAAAAAGAUCUUGGUUCCCAAAAUUUGGAUCCCGUCAAUGUGUCUGAUGACUCCAUGGCUGAUCACAAUCAAAGUUAAGAACUCCAGGAUAGAAUUUAAGUUUACUCAGUUUGGCGAGACUCAAGCAGCUUUGAGAGGUAUCUUAUUUACAUCGUAG